Lycium ferocissimum is the source of this 1077-nucleotide messenger RNA. RefSeq lists its product as uncharacterized. Lineage: Eukaryota; Viridiplantae; Streptophyta; Magnoliopsida; Solanales; Solanaceae. The record is from RefSeq and is a predicted model, not a curated record. The transcript has 3 exons. Bases 1 to 1077 code for a protein of 358 amino acids.
AUGGAAAUGAGUCGUCUUGCGCCAUUAUCAGAAGUACCAACAAACGAAGAAGAAAGUGAUUCUUGUUCCUCAAAGAAAGCACAGACAUGGAGAAACUGGCUUAGAACUCACUUGCCUUUGCUCUUCAUCUCUAAGAAAUCUGACCUCAGGAUUCUCCUCAGUGUUCUUGGCUGCCCUCUCUUUCCUGUUUCUUUUCAUCCUAAGAUCUCCAUUACUCAAGUAUCGUCAUCAGCUGAAUACAUAAUUCAACACUUCACAGCAGCAAGUGGGUGUAGGAAGAUAGAAGGGAAAGUGAAGAACAUGUAUGUCAGCGGAAAAAUGGGAAUGGCCAUAGUGGACGAGGUUGGAUCAACUAGUAGUAGUGCCAUUUCACAAAAGGGCUGCUUUGUUUUGUGGCAAAUGGUACCUGACAAGUGGUUGAUUGAGCUAGUUGUUGGUGCUCACAAAGUUGUAGCUGGUUGUGAUGGCAAUGUUGCUUGGAGGCACACACCUUGGCUAGGUUCUCAUGCUGCCAAAGGCCCCAUCCGCCCUCUCCGUCGAGCUCUUCAGGGGCUUGAUCCACUGGCUGUAGCAGCAGUUUUCUCUGCAGCGGAAUACAUUGGUGAAAAGAAAAUCUUGGGCAUUGAUUCCUUUGUUCUAAAAUUAUGCGCAAAUCAUCCCGACUUAACUGAAAGGAGUGACAACACAGCAGAGAUGAUCAAGCAUGUCGUCUUUGGUUACUUCAGCCAAAGAAGUGGAUUGCUAGUUUAUGUAGAAGACUCAUACUUGACCAGAAUCCAGUCUCCGGGUUCCCCUCCAACGUAUUGGGAAACAACAAUGGGUACAAAAGUUGAGGACUAUCGGCCUGUUGAGGGAGUGAUGAUCGCACACUCGGGUUGUUCAAGCGUGAUUAUCACAAGAUUUGGGGACAGCUUAAAGGCAGGGCCUGCAAUCACCCGAAUGGAAGAGACGUAUAUCAUUGAUGAUGUUGCAUUCAGCGUCCCCGGCCUCUCUAUUGACUCCUUCAUUCCUCCUCAAGGAUUAAACAAGGACUAUCCUGACCACGAUCUUCACUCCAGCUCACCAUUACAUCCAUAA